Sphenostylis stenocarpa is the source of this 474-nucleotide messenger RNA. Lineage: Eukaryota; Viridiplantae; Streptophyta; Magnoliopsida; Fabales; Fabaceae. The record is from the annotation of a GenBank genome assembly.
AUGCUUCGUUGUUUGACGAAACUUCGUUGCUUCGCCGUUCAAUCACGCCAAGUUCUACCACCGCCCGCUUCUCGCCGUCUCCUCCACCAUUUCCCGCCGCAAUCCCUUCACACUGCUUCCACAUUCCGCACUUGCUCUCCUCCGUCUUUCAUCUUCUCUUCAUGGCCUCUCCACGCCUCUCAUCCUUCUUCUUCCAUGGUUCAAGUGCGCCACGUGUCGUCCAGGGAACGAAAGCUGAGAAGAAAACCAGUGACUCCAACCACUUCCAAGGUUAAGAAAACCAAAAUGAAGUCUUAUUCGUCUUUAAAGUCCAGAUUCAGAACAAUGAAUGAUGGGAACUUCAGACGCUGGAAGGAAGGCAAGCGUCACAAUGCUCAUCUCAAGUCAAAGAAAUCAAAACGUAGAUUGAGGAAACCUGCCAUUGUCCCAGCAGCUUAUGCCAAAGUAAUGAAGAAGCUCAAUUUUUCUGCUUAG